Molecule: messenger RNA, 1446 nt
Organism: Ogataea haglerorum
Lineage: Eukaryota; Fungi; Ascomycota; Pichiomycetes; Pichiales; Pichiaceae
Exons: 1
Coding region: 1-1446 (481 amino acids)
Biological process (GO): proteolysis
Molecular function (GO): zinc ion binding; metallocarboxypeptidase activity
Source: RefSeq, a predicted model, not a curated record
AUGUUCCCUAUCGUCCUUGUUUUAACUUUACUACUGGGACACACUUGUGCGGGCGACUGGGCUCUCCCGCAGCUGCCGUUGCGCGUGAAAAAGUCGCCGGAGGCAGAGUUUCGCUCCCUGAUCGACCAGGAAGCAACAAGGGCCUCUGACUCUGUUCAUUACUCGUCGCUCGCCAGAGAAGACUGGACCAUCGACUUUGACCAGUAUCGGGGCCAGUACGUGCUGAGAGUUGGUGUGGCGGCGAAAGAGGACCUGAAAACUCUGUACACGGCAGCUCAUCAGCUAGACGUGCCUGUGUGGGAGUUCUCCGUGUCGAAGCUCUUCAUUGACUUGCAAGUUUCAGUCGACUCUGGAGUAAAGUACCUGCAGCACAUUAUGGCCCAAUCGCCUGGAAUGGACCUCCAACUAGAGCGUCUUGUGCACGACUUGCCCCAGGCAGUGUUCGAAACGUACGCUCUUCCAGACAUCGACGACGAUUUCAGUGUUCAGCAGGACCUCUUCUUCAAACGGUAUAGGGACCUCAAGACCAUCUACCGGUGGUUUGACCUGCUUGUCGCGACCUACCCCGACCUGUUGGAGGUCGAGUGGAUCGGCCAGACCUACGAGGGAAGAGACAUCAAGGCUGUCAGACUGACGGCACACAAAAGCGAGCCGUCGCCAGAAAAGCCCCUAAAGACCCUGGUCAUCACCAGCGGCAUCCAUGCGCGCGAAUGGAUCAGUGUAUCGACCUCGUGCUACAUACUGUACCGACUGCUGCAGGACUACGAGAAGGGCAAGAAAAAGGCACGGCUGUACCUGGACAGCAUGGACUUCCUGUUCUUGCCGGUCAUGAACCCUGACGGAUACGAACAUACAUGGACCACUGACCGCCUGUGGAGGAAAAACAAGCAGCGAACGUACAACCCCAGAUGUCUUGGAAUAGACAUUGACCACUCUUUCAAUUACCACUUUACGAGAAGCGAAGACUCUCCUUGCAGCGAGAAUUACCCAGGAGAGGGCGCCUUUGAGAGUCUGGAAAGCAGCGUGUGGGACAGAUAUCUGAACGAGACAAAACAUGACCAUCCAAUUUACGGAUACAUCGAUCUCCACUCGUAUGCAGAGGAAAUUCUUUAUCCCUACGCAUACACCUGCUCCGAAAAGCCUAGAGACGAGGAAAACCUGAUUGAGCUGGCGUAUGGUCUGAGCCAGUCGAUCAGACUCACUUCAGGCAAGUCGUACGCCGUGCUGUCUGCGUGCGAAGAUAAAGGCUCGGACCUGCUGCCGGCCAUGGGUGCUGGCUCUGCUCUAGACUACAUGUACCAUAACAAGGCCUACUGGGCGUUUGUGUUGAAGCUGCGCGACACGGGAAGCCAUGGAUUUUUGCUGCCUCCGAAAUUCAUCGUUCCUGUUGGCAAGGAGAUCUACUCGUCGAUCAAAUAUUUUUCCAGCUUCGUUACUGACAAAUAG